Nilaparvata lugens (brown planthopper) is the source of this 3953-nucleotide messenger RNA. RefSeq names its product dystroglycan. The record is from RefSeq and is a predicted model, not a curated record. Gene Ontology annotation, cellular component: dystroglycan complex; sarcolemma; dystrophin-associated glycoprotein complex. The transcript is spliced from 15 exons. The coding region runs from base 374 to 3712 and encodes 1112 amino acids. Gene Ontology annotation, biological process: axon guidance; muscle attachment; nerve development. Gene Ontology annotation, molecular function: calcium ion binding; laminin binding. Lineage: Eukaryota; Metazoa; Arthropoda; Insecta; Hemiptera; Delphacidae.
UCCACUAUUCCUCACUAGACCAAAAGUAGAUGUGUGUAUGGUCCCAUUGAAUUCUUCACUUUUAAUUUGAGCUCAUCCCUUCAUCAUUCUGUUUCUCUGUACUGUGUCAGAUUUAGAACUUCAGCUAUUGCACUUGCCUUGCAUUGCACAUUUUAGAAUUAGUAGGGAGGGGCCUAAUCUAAUGUAUCUACCGUCUGUGCAGUUUACAUUAAAUCUUUCUUUAUGACAGGAUAAAUACCAUUUCAAAAGUGUCUAGAGUGAUUUGAUGUAACGUAAACAAUUAAAUAUUUCCAAAGAUGACAAAAAUCUCGCAUAUCAUCAACAUAAAGUGUACUUGAUGUGUAAGAUUUGAAGGACCACAAGCCCAAUAAGAAUGGCUGCAAUGAUUUUGCAAACUCUAGUUUUCGUAUCUCUUCUGAUAUCUAUGUCAAGCUCUUCUCAUCAUGAAGAAGAUUUUGCUUUUGACCAAGAUGUCAUUCCUCAAAGUGAGAUUGCAAGGUUGAGCAGUCGAACACCUCUGCGACGCCAGUUUGGCAUCCCUGAUGCCAUGGCAUAUCUGGGACGAUUGUUCUUCUUCAAGAUUCCUCUAGAUGCUUUUUCUGGAACUCUCAGUCACUAUAAGGUAUCCGGAAUGCCAAGCUGGAUGAUCUUCAAUGAAGGUGAAGGUCUUUUCGAAGGUGUGCCUGGUGAUAAGGAUGUCGGUGAAACGUACAUCACUGUAAUCGCUAUUGGUCCAACAGCUGAGGACUCUGUCAAGGAUAUAUUUGUUGUUGAGGUCUCUCCCGAUCCGCGAGAAUACAGUUCAGACAUCAAAGAAAGGUGUAAAUCGGGCCAGGAUGCUACAACAAUCACUGUCAUUAUGGAUAAAGAUUUCUACAGUAUUAAACCGUCUGACAAAAUAUUGGCGAUUAAGAACUUGGCUGGUUUUUUGAGCUUGAAUUAUGAGAAGUUUAGUCUCCUACCACAAAACAGUGAAGACGAUAUUCUUUCAGAAAAUGUUAUCAAUGCUGGCCCUGGAAACGUUAAAAAGAAGUCCUCUUUAACUUCAACCAGUCUGCAAUGGCAGGUCGGUUGUGGUGGUAGUGUAUGGUCGAUGCAUGGAAUCACCCAUGUCAAGCAAAUUGCCAAAGAUGGAACAUUGGCGGAGGUUAUUCAGUUACCUGUUAUUGGCUGGCAUCUGGCAACAUCGCCUUUUCCAUUCCGAGCUAGACGAGAGCUAGUCGGCUCCGGAGAAGGAGAAGAGAGAGAAGUCAAAGAAGACGAGACGGAGAACGCUGAGGAUGACGAUGAGGAGGAAGAGCCGGAGAAACGAGUAACGGUUCCGAUGCGUUCGCCCACGCCUGUGCUCCCCGCGCACAUGAAGACAAGCAGUGCACCCGACGCGCACCACCCGCUCAGGCAUGCGCAUGCGCACAACCAUCAUCAUGACAACGAAGAGGGGGCAGACGAGGAGGGCGAUGAAGGCCUCUCUGGCAAACUUCAACUCAACACCACUUCCGGCGAUCCUGUUGUCUCGCUCAACAUUCUGCCCACUCCAACACUUGUUCCUGAACGACCUGCACCAAAAGCAACCGAAUAUCCUAGCUAUUCUAGUCAAAUAACACCUGAUCAAGUGACACGAUUCUACACAACUGAAACAUCAGCCGUACCUGACUCUUUUACCCUCUCCCCGGAAUACACUGAUGGAGAGACAGAACCUCUGGGAGAAAAUGAGUUGCAAACGUCGACCACAUACACAAUGGACAACUCGUCGACCACUGUAACCCCGUUCCUGUCCAACACACCGACUGAUGUCACCAAAGCAAUCGACUACACUAAAGAAACUGACGUCGAGGACCCAAAGAAUUUCCCUCCACGAAUCUCCGAAAGACUGCCGCAGCUGGCUGUAACUGCUGGAAAACUACUUAUGCAUGUAAUACCUGACAACACAUUCAGCGAUUUGGAAGAUGGAAAUACAAAAAAACUGACAAUCGAUUUUCUCACAAAUGAGAAAACGCAUCUCGAACGAUCGUCGUGGAUACAAUUCAACCCAAAGUCACUCAUUAUUUACGCACUGCCUUUGGAAGAGCACGUUUCAAAAUGGUAUUUCACGAUAAAAGCUACCGACUCGGAAGGUGAAUCAGUGACUGAUGAAGUGGUUGUUGCCGUGCAAAACCACAGGCAGCAGCGCACCAUAACUCACGAAAUCACCAUUCAUUUCCAGCCAUGGCUGGAUAAUGUCGAACAAAUGCUGCCAUUGGAUGUACACUUACUGAUACUCAAUCGCCUAGUCAAAGUGUACAAUAACACAGACAGUUCUCAUAUAACUGUUCUAUCGAUGAACGCUACCUCAUUCUCUUGGACCAACGACUCUCUCUCGCGCAUUUCUCCCUGUCCUAGGCAAGAGAUACAAAAUCUAAUCAAUGUACUGAGCGAAGGUGAAGACAAGCCGCGAUCUGUGGUGAAGUCGACAUUCCUGCCUGAACUGGAUGUACUGCGUGUGACGUGGGAGGGGCGUGGCCAGUGUCAACGCACCGACAAGGGGGUGGGGGUGCCCGAGCCCCCUCCACAGACCGUCAACUUUCCUCCCACUCGUCGCAACUCCAUCGACCUGCUCAAUGCAACGGUCGGCGAGCUGCUUGUGUACACUGUGCCAGGCGAUUCUUACUACGACCAUGAAGAUGGCAGUGUCAGAAACUUGAAAUUGACUCUAUUGACAAUGAAUAGAUCUGCAAUUCCUUUCUCUCACUGGCUGCAGUUCGAUGUGAAGAAUCAAGAGUUCUACGGAAUACCGAAUCCAAAUGAUACAGGACGAACUCAAUAUCAAUUGGUUUGCGAAGACAGUGGUGGCUUAUCGUUCAAUGAUGGUCUGAUAGUGGAAGUGCAUCCGGCAAGAAAGAUCUUGUACAACGUUGAGUUCAGCAUGACGCUGGGCAUCCACUACGACAACUUUGUGAUGAACCCGGCCAGUCAGCGCCAUUUCUUCGAGAAGUUGGCCGAGCUGUUCGGCGACAAAGACACGUCGGCGAUUGUGCGCAGUGGCAUGUCCCCGGGAUCAACCAUCAUCACCUGGCACAACAGGACUCUGCCCACCAACACCUGUCCCAACGAUCAGAUCAAGGUUUUGCGCCAGGUGUUGCUGGGAGAUGACGAGAGAGUGUCGAUGCGAGCGAAGACAAUAAUGGGUCCGGAACUGAACGUGGUCACCGCGUCGCUGACGCCGACACGCCUGUGCGAGGGCGCCUCGACGCCGGUGCACAUAGCUCAGCCUCCCUUGGUGCCGCCCGACGAGGUGCGACCAGUGUCACGCUCCGACGAGUACCUCGUGACGGUGGUGGUGCCGGCUGUUGUCAUAGCAACCAUGCUGAUCUGCGCCGCUCUGGUCGCCUGCGUCCUGUACCGACGCCGACGCCAGGGCAAGAUGAGCGUCGGCGACGAGGACGAACGACAGAGCUUCCGCAGCAAGGGGAUACCCGUCAUUUUCCAGGAUGAACUCGAGGAGAGACCCGAGCCAACCAACAAGUCGCCGGUGAUAAUGAAAGAGGAGAAACCGCCCCUGCCGCCUCCUGAGUACCAGCGCAACCACCCCGCCCCCACCGCUGCCACCGCUCUCCUGUCGGACACCGAGGACUCCCCCUACCAGCCGCCUCCGCCCUUCACCUCCAGUCGGGAUUCCGCUCGACCCAAGCCCACACCCACCUACAGGAUGCCUCCUCCGUAUGUACCUCCUUAAACACUCAUUCACCUGACCCCCCACUCUUUAUUCUUUUCAAAACUUCUACUCCCUCACGUCUACUAAAUACUACUAGUCCGUUUAUUGAGCUGCAUAUACAAAGAAACUGUUAAGUUGGGUGAUUUACAACUGUUAUCACUGAAUGUUAAUCAAAAAAAUUUCUCCCUCACAUGAAUAUCAUCUAUUAAUAUCAGUUUCUUGAGCUCUUAUACCAGUUAUAGAAUAGACACGCUGAGAAGUC